AAUGAAAUAAAUGAGGUUCCUUUCUUUGAUGUCCAGCUGCCUUACGAACUGGCACUGAAGAUAUUUCAGUACCUGGGCAAGGCUGAGUUGGGAAGGUGUGCUCAGGUCAGCAGGACGUGGAAAGUGCUUGCAGAAGAUGAAGUGUUGUGGUACAGGUUGUGCCAACAGGAAGGAUACCUGUUGGAUACGAGCAUCUCUGAUGGUUCCUGUUGGAAGCUCGCCCUCAAGGACUGCCGUGCCAGAGAGCGCACUUUGAAAACCAACUGGAAGAACCGCGUCGGUGCCGUCAGCCAGCUGCAGUACGAGCUGGGAAAAGUCCUCUGUGCUGUGCACUCCUGGGAUGGAGUUGUCGUUGCUGGAUACACAUCAGGAGAAGUGAGGUUGUGGGACACUCGCACCUGGGACUACACAGCCCCUAUCCUCGAACCAAUGCAUGGUCCUGGUGAUGCUGGACCUCAGCCACAUGUCUCCUUUGUGAGGAUAAACAGCUCUCUGGCUGUAGCAGCUUACGAGGACGGAACCAUUAGUGUUUGGAGCCUGAUGUUCGGGCGGGAGCCAAUCCAUCAUUACCAGCACAACCAGAGGAUCCAGGCGUUAGCUCUUGGUUCAGAGGGUGCCACGGUAGCAACAGCAUCUGGCUUCGAGGUCAAAGUGGAAAGCCCUAAUGACAGAGGAUUCUGGCAAACCACAGGAACAUUUGAAAUCCAGAAAUUGGUCAACUUCCUUAAUCUGGUUCCAGAUGUUACAGGGGCAGCUGCAGAAGAUGUUGUCUAUCUCCUGAAAGCAGAAGAUCCUGGCAAGAUUCUCCAUUCUGUCUAUGGCCAGCCUGUCACAUGUCUCGAUGUGUCUGCUCAUGAAGCAGCCUUUGGGGUCAAAACCUUUGGCUGGUUAUUGAAUGAGCCCAAUCAGAUUCUUCUUUACAAUCUGGAGACAAGUCAGUGUCUGAGGAAGAUGGGCAACUCGAUAGGUGACUUUAGCUGUGUCAACCUCCAGAACAGCCCUCCAAACAUGCUUGUUACGGGCAAUAAGGACAGAAGGGUCAGGGUGUUCGACCUGCGCAGCAGCGAGUCUCUGUGCUCCCUCUAUGCCCACCAGCUGGGGGUGUCUGCCGUCCAGAUGGACGACUGGAAGAUUGUCAGUGGAGGAGAAGAGGGCUUGGUCUGUGUGUGGGACCAACGGAUGGGCACCAAACUCUGGGAGAUGCACGCCAGACACCCCGUGCGCCACGUGUGGUUCGACUCCCACAGCCUGAUCACAGCCCACAUCCCUGAGGAGAGGGCUCCCCGCGGGGCCAGCCUCAGCCACGACGACUUCGCCACGCACCGCAAGCAUCAGGGGAUCAUUUAUGCCUACGAGUUCUCAGCAGAGCAGCAGGCUGCAGAGAGUGUCCUUCCUAUCUGCCGCUCCUCCUACGACGAGGUGACUGGCUACAACUACAACAUCGGCCUGGCGGUGCCCUACGACAGCAUUUAG
This is a messenger RNA of Merops nubicus (carmine bee-eater), 1473 nucleotides long. It is a transcript of the gene FBXW8, whose product is annotated as F-box and WD repeat domain containing 8. The annotation marks the transcript as partial. Gene Ontology annotation, cellular component: ciliary basal body; Cul7-RING ubiquitin ligase complex; centriole. Gene Ontology annotation, biological process: protein ubiquitination; cilium assembly. Gene Ontology annotation, molecular function: protein binding. The record is from RefSeq and is a predicted model, not a curated record. The transcript has 10 exons. Lineage: Eukaryota; Metazoa; Chordata; Aves; Coraciiformes; Meropidae.